UCACUCAACACCGUUCAGAUGGAGCGAAACAACGUAAAUGAUCCUUCACGAUCCAGCGAUUCAUACUUUAACGAUGAAUUCAACGAAAAAGCCCAAAGGCUGAUGGAUGCAUGGCAUGUUCCCGGCCUAGCAAUUGGACUUAUUCAAGGCUCCUCGACCAGUUUCAAGGCGUACGGUCUUGCACAAUUACCUGAUAUUGCUGUAACGCCAGAAACAGUCUUUUUUGCUGCUAGCACUACCAAGGCUUUCACUGCUGCUAGCGUCUCUUUACUGGUGGACAAUGCGGAUUUGCGCUCGUCGUUCAAUCACUGUCCAUCGAAUUUGUCAUGGCAAACAACGCUCUCUUCAAUUUUAGGUGACGACUUUGCUCUGGACGAUGAUUCCAUCACCUCCCGUAUCACGCUAGAAGAUGCACUCAGCAAUCAGACUGGUUUACCCGACCAUAAAUUUAGCUUCAAGCCGAAAUCCGCAUCUGUAAGAGAUGUUGUCCGCUCUUUAAGGCAUCUCCCUAGAGCUGCAGAACCAGGUACACGGUAUCUCUAUAGUAGCUACAUGUUUUCGACUGUAUCACAUGCUAUGGAGACUAUGACCUCAAUGAGUCUGGGCAAUUUCAUGAAACAAAACAUUUGGCAACCUUUGGGCAUGACCCGCACCUAUUGGACGCCGGCAGAAGCAAUGGAAGCCAAAGCAUCAGGAACAGUCCUAGCUCGCGGAUACGCAUGGAGCGAAGCGAAUGAAUCGUUUGUGGAAGAGCCAGUGCCUGAUUUUCCUGCAGUGUCAGGGGCGGGCGCUAUUAUCAGCAACGUUGUUGACUACGCAAAAUGGCUGCAGUGCAUGAUGACGCAGUCUCCGCCUAUAAGUCCGGCUGCGCAUACCACCCUUACUACCCCGCGGAUCUCAUUUUCAGCCCCCGGUAACAAUCCAUUCCCGGUACCGCAUUCUUACGCCUUGGGAUGGUUCAUUGAUCACUACCGCGGGGAACGCAUCGUAUGGCACAGUGGUGGUUGGACUGGAUUUGGAACCACCGCGAUGUAUCUGCCAGAUCGCCAAUGGGGGCUGGUAAUGAUGGGAAACACAAGAGGGUCAAGCCAUUGCGUCCAGACAGCUCUAUAUAUGGGGAUGCUUGAUGAUCUCCUUGGGACACCUGAAGAUGAAAGAGUUGACUGGAAUAUUGAACUCCAGGGACGUCUUGCCCAGCGAAGAUCGGAUAUCGCUUGCUCCCCAGAAACCCUCUACCCGUCUCUCCCAUGCCCUGGAUGUUCACCUCCUCUUCCCUACCAAUCUUACGCUGGAGACUAUAUUCACGCCGGUUAUGGCGAUUUAGUUUUGGAGUGUCGUGGAGAUUCAUUAUUUGCUUCGCGUCUUGCUCAAGAGAUCCCUAUGGUGAUACGGAUGGUGCAUGUCUGCAAGGAAUCUUGGUUGGCCACUCUUAUGACUUUGAACGAAGAUCCACGCGACCACUUGGUUGUACGAGCGUCGUUUAAAGUAGAUGCUGAUGAUAAAGUCACUCAAGUGGGAUUAGACCUUGAGCCGGCACUGAAUGGGAACAUGAUUUGGUUUAGUCGGAAAGUAGUGACUGCAGGGUAUCCCUGACCAAUCUGUGUCUGCGGAUCUCAUACGGAG
Messenger RNA from Trichoderma harzianum CBS 226.95, 1623 nucleotides. RefSeq lists its product as hypothetical. The coding region runs from base 19 to 1593 and encodes 524 amino acids. The transcript has 2 exons. The record is from RefSeq and is a predicted model, not a curated record. Lineage: Eukaryota; Fungi; Ascomycota; Sordariomycetes; Hypocreales; Hypocreaceae.